This is a messenger RNA of Punica granatum (pomegranate), 1476 nucleotides long. The record is from RefSeq and is a predicted model, not a curated record. Lineage: Eukaryota; Viridiplantae; Streptophyta; Magnoliopsida; Myrtales; Lythraceae.
GUAUGAGAUCAAACUAUUAAGCCUCCCCCAAAGACAUUGAUGGCUCAAGUCCAAAUGGCUCAAGUCCAAGUCCCUAACUCCCAUCUUGAACUUGUCCUCGUAGUUGCUGCCACCGCAGCCACCACCCAGAGUUACUUGACCCACAGCCGCCAGAGCCACCCCCUCUCAAUCGUCCUACUGGCCCGGUCAUCAGUGACGACCUACAUAAACUCUGUCCUAGCUAGGUUUCAUGCCGGCUAUUUCCGAAUAACCCUAUCCCUAGCUGCGCAAUCUCUCCUCUUGAAGACUAUGAUUGACCAUCCAGAACCACAAACCACCAUCGACGAUGGAACCGGCAAAGGCGCAGAAUAUCCUCUGCACCGCCUCCUCGUCAGGGUCCACCCGACCAUUUUCCUCCUCAUGCUCUGGUCUCUCACUCUCGCAACCCUAACAUCUCUCUCUCUUAUUUACUUCUUGCGCUGCGUGUUUCGGUUCGAGUUGGUGAAGGCGGAGUUCUUGAACCGUGUAGGGGUCAACUAUCUCUUCACACCGUGGAUCUCGUGGCUCCUACUGCUCCAAUCUGCCCCGUUUGUAAAGCCGGGAACAGUGCCCUGCCACAUCCUGUGGUGGGUCUUUGUGGCCCCGGUCGUAGCGCUCGAUGUGAAGAUCUACGGCCAGUGGUUCAUUAAAGGAAAGAGGUUUUUGUCUACGGUGGCGAAUCCGACGAGUCAGCUGUCGGUGAUUGGAAACCUAGUGGCAGCUUGGGCAGCGGCACGGUUGGCCUGGGCGGAAAGCGCACUGUGCCUAUUUUCGCUAGGGAUGGUGCAUUACUUGGUGCUCUUCGUAACCCUUUACCAGCGGUUAUCGGGCGGCGAAUUCCUCCCCCCGAUGCUGAGGCCGACUUUCUUUCUGUUGUUUGCAGCCCCAAGCAUGGCGAGCUUGGCCUGGGAGUCCAUAGCAAGUGAAUUCGAUACCGGUUCGAAGAUGCUCUAUUUCCUGUCUCUCUUCCUCUUCGCGUCUCUGUUAUGCAGGCCAAUGUUGUUCAAGAGAUCAAUGAGGAAAUUCAAUGUGGCAUGGUGGGCUUACUCUUUCACACUCACAUUUCUAGCUUUAGCUUCGAUAGAGUAUGCACGAGAGGUUAAAGGCCACAUUCCCCGAGCCCUAAUGUUCAUCCUUUCGACUCUCUCCGUCUUGGUCUCGAUAAUCUUGACUAUUCUCACUUUGCUCAACACCAAAAUGCUCCUACCAAGUGAUGAUCCUGUCUUGGCGGAAAUGGAACAGCGUCUACCAUCAACAAGAUAACGGAAUUCUUGAGUGAUCGUCUACACAGUUAAUACCGAAACUAAUACAUUAGUAAUUGCCGCCAUGAAAAUUAUGGAAAGUACGGCGCAAGUGCUCUUCUUCCUUUUAUUUUAUUUUAUUAUUUUUUUAUGUUACAAAAGAGGCACAUGACCUAGUUCAGUAAAAGAGAAAUUCUAAAUAACUAAUAAAGGGGUA